AACGAGAGUAGUUCGGAAGAAAAGGCUAGGCAAAAAGAAGCCAAAAUUGGAAGAUGAUGAUAUGUUGGAUGAUGGAAAAGUUGAAAAGAAAAUGUAUAAACGAAAAAAUAAAUGGAAGGGCAAUGGGGACAAGGAGCAUUUAAAGAGAAAGAAAAAGCAGAAGCUGCUGGAAGAGAAAUUUUUGCUUCAUGUAGAGGAUAAUUUAGAUGGUACAUUACAAAAGGCAACACAAGCAUCAGGCAAGAAGAGUAAGUUUCAGCAGACACAAAAAAAAGGUCAGUAUGCUUUGUUGGUCCGCAACUCAAUGGAUGGAGCUGAAUCUGACAAUGAUGGCUAUGUACUAUAUGAUGGAAAGCGAACUGUGCUUGCUUGGAUGAUUGAUUUGGGUACUGUGCCACAGGAUGGGAAGGUGGAAUAUUUGAUCCAAAGAAGAACACGUACAACUCGUGAGGGUAAGUCUGGUAGGAUAACAAGGGAUGGCAUCCAGUGCAACUGUUGUAGUGUUGUCUUCACUGUUGCAGAAUUUGAGACUCAUGCAGGGAGCAAACUCCAUCAGCCUUUUCUGAAUAUAUGUUUAGAAACCGGAACUCCCCUCCUGCAAUGCUUGUUAGAUGCAUGGAACAAACAGCAGCAGUCUAAUUGUAAGGGCUUCCAUUAUGUAGAUUUUGGUGGUGAAGACCCAAAUGAUGAUACUUGUGGUAUCUGUGGGGAUGGCGGUGACUUGAUCUGUUGUGAUAGUUGCCCGUCAACAUUCCAUCAAAGCUGCUUAGAUAUUAAAGCAUUCCCGUCAGGUAACUGGCACUGUGUCUACUGUGCAUGCAAAUAUUGUGGGAUGGUUGGAAAUGCAUCACAAAGGGACAAAGAUGAGGAGAUAGAUCCUGCAGUACUUACAUGCCAUUUAUGUGAAGAAAAAUAUCAUCAACCAUGUAUUCAGACAAUGGAUGCUUUAGAUGAUGAGUCUAGUGGUGCAUCCUUUUGUGGGAAGAAAUGCAAGGAGUUGUUUGAGAGACUUCAGAUGCUAAUUGGGGUUAAACAUCAAAUGCCAGAGGGCUUCUCAUGGACUCUUCUUCACCGUUUUGAUAUCAGUGCAGAUGUUUGUCUCAAUGAAGCAUAUCGGGAGGUUGAAUCAAAUUCUAAGCUAGCUGUUGCAUUAUCUGUGAUGGAUGAGUGCUUUUUGCCUCUUGUUGACCACAGAAGUGGGAUCAAUCUGAUUCAUAAUAUUGUCUAUAAUUUUGGGUCAAACUUCACUAGGCUAAACUACAGAGGUUUUUUCACUGCAAUUCUAGAAAAGGGUGAUGAAAUUAUCUCUGCAGCAUCCAUCAGGAUACAUGGAAACCAGUUAGCUGAGAUGCCUUUCAUUGGGACCCGUUAUGCUUAUAGGCGUCAAGGGAUGUGCCGCCGGCUUCUUUGCGCAGUUGAAUCUGCUCUCAGCUCUCUGAAUGUUGAGAAAUUGGUCAUACCAGCAAUCUCAGAACUCAGGGAAACAUGGACUUCUGUCUUUGGUUUCCAGCCACUAGAAACUGCAAGCAAGCAAACGAUGAGGAACAUGAAUAUGCUGGCAUUCCCGGGUGUAGAUAUGUUAGAGAAACGAUUGCUUAUGCAUGUUACAGAUGACCAGAUGAUGGAUAAUGCGUCCAAUAAAGCUGGACAGAAGUGUUCAGUUGUGUUUGAUUUGAAUGUUUCUGCUGAGAGUCCUGCACCCCAAACAGAUGAGAGAAACGGUGAAGCUGCUGCUGUUGAAUUAAUGUUGCUGUAUUCUGAUGGCACCUUUAAAGAUACAUCUGAUUUAAUGGGUGAGAACAUCAAUCUUCCAGAAUCUGCUACUGGUUGUUCAUGCAUUCCAGCAUAUGGAGAACAGAAACUGGAUUUUGACUCUAAAUUAACCAUACCAUCUGAGGUGAAAAUUUAUGAAAGCAUUAUCAAACAGAACCUUGAUUCUAAGCAUGAGGGUUCUGUCAAUCAGUCUGAUGGUAUUGUCCCUGCUGAAAAUGAAGUGGCAGGUCGGAUGUCUGAGGAUGCAAAGGACACCAAGCAUCAUGAAAAUUCAAAAUUGCAGGUGGUAGGAUGUGUUUCUGAUUUUGAUAAGAUGUUCCUUCGGGCUGAAGUGAAAAAUUGCCAUGCUAUUGGCGACGAUGUGGCUAACCAAACUUCUUCAUCAGCUCUCCCAAGUGCUCAAGAUGUUGCAAAUGGCCAUUAUGAUGCCUCAUCUAGCGACGGUAAAAGUAGUUCUUCCUGUCAGGAUGACAGGAUUGGCCCUGGUGCAUCUGGAGAAGUAUCAGUUCCACAUGAUGUAAAUUCUCUUCCUUGUGAGGUUUGUGAUGAUACCUCCAAAAAAGAAAACUUGCAGCUUUGCAUGCACAUUUCCCCAGAGAUUGUCUCAGGUGGUUCUGAGGUUGCCUUGACCAUCAUCUGUGAUCGGAAAGAAACAUCAACUGCAAUACAGUCUGAUUUCUCUGAAGAUAAUUUAACUAGUAUGGUUCAGAAGAAUAUUAAAUCUCCUACCCAAUCUCCUCAGCAGCCUGUAUCCAGUUCUCAGGUUGAUCCCCCUCAUGCUGCAUCCUGUGAUUCUGAAUCUUUUUGCAUCUCAAAUUCUAGUACUGGAGUGGCCCUUUACUAUGCGGCUGGUGGGGGUGAAUCACAUGGACCUGAGGUUAUAGUUUUGUCUAACCAAGCUAGCUAAAACCCUGUCUAUUUCCGGUUUCAAUCAGGUGUCUUUCUGAUGGCAGCCACGACAAAGUUGCUAGCCUUCUGUAAGCGCUUGGUAUUUUCAUCCAUUAAGAUAUCAGUUUAGAAUUUUUUAUGACGGGGGUUAUGACGAGGGCUAAAUUUAGGUUCAUACUGUUUUUUUUGUCUCUUUUGCCGUGUACAUUAUAGGCCAAUAGUAUUCUCUAGGAUAGCUUAACGCCAUUGAGGUUUUGUAUAUUUUGACCUUCCCAUGCGCUUUGUAAAUGGAAAAUUUAACAACUGAGCUAUACUAA
Molecule: messenger RNA, 2978 nt
Organism: Theobroma umbraticum
Lineage: Eukaryota; Viridiplantae; Streptophyta; Magnoliopsida; Malvales; Malvaceae
Product: increased DNA methylation 1-like
Biological process (GO): negative regulation of DNA-templated transcription; regulation of transcription by RNA polymerase II
Cellular component (GO): nucleus
Molecular function (GO): transcription corepressor activity; acyltransferase activity, transferring groups other than amino-acyl groups
Source: RefSeq, a predicted model, not a curated record